UGCUGCUGCGCUCGCGACCGCUCGACAACCGCGAAAAAUUCGACGUUCUAGAAGGCAGGAAGUGCAACAUUUGUUCCCAGACAGGUUUAAGCGCCACAGAAAAGUUUUGUUACAGCCUUUCCGACUCUGCCUCAGUAUGAGUACGAAAUCAAGGAUGCAAGCUGACUUUAUCCAGGGAAACCAGAGCAAAGUGGAACAAGAUUCUCCCCAGUCUGCACUUUUCUACCUUUUCCAAGAAGUUUCCAAGCUUGUAUCCCCUAUCCACAACAGUUUCCCAGACUCAAAUCUACCCAGUGAAUCAGAGAUUAAGACAUAUAGCCAGGAUUCUUUAGUAAUUAAAAAAGAAGAGGGUCCACAUUCAUUUGAAGCCUCUGCUAGUUCUGUCCAGGAUACUUUAGAAAUGAAAAAGGAAGGAGAUGCACAUUCAUCUCAUACCUGUAACGGUUCCUGCCACCAUAGUUUGUCUUGUUCGUUGCCAUGUAAUGAGCUGAAAACGGUAAAUGAGGAGUGUCAAAGCAGCAAUGUCACAACUACACCAGUGUGUGAACGCAAUAGUCCCUGGAAAGUGCUGAGCCUGAUCAACUUGCAGUGUGAAAAACUGCUUCAUUUGGAAAAUCUUGAGGUGUUCGACCCAAGUUCAGCCUCAUCUGCCACAAAAUUAGGCUAUUCAACAGUCACAUUAUCCACUGCAGCACCAGAUGUUACAGAAGCUACAAUUGAAAGUGACACUCUAAGUGGUGAAUGCAUGUUAGGCCCAUCUCCUCGUCUCUUUGAGAGACAAGAAAUCACACCCUCUGUCACUGCUGAGGAAAAAGUGACAGGAAGACCCACAGGAGAUGGAUUUAAACUACAGUGCUGUGUGAAAAACUCCGAGAUGGGUGUUCAGCUUGAAACUGCUGAGAAAACAGACACUGACAGAGCAGACUUGCCAGGAGACACAACAGCAUCUCUGCAUCCUCAACACAAGAGCAAAACAGAAGUUAACGUCAUUGUCAACACACAAAUUGGGUGCAGCCAGGAGUGUGAGAAGGAUUGUUCUUCUAGCAAACAGGAUAUUUUAAAUGCACUCUUUUCUGAAAAUGCUUUAUCACAGGCACACAAUGCAUGUCUUAAUACUAAGCUAACUUGUAAUUCAGAUGAUGCUGCUUGUACUACUCUAUCAAAGCCAGUACUGUCACUAGAUAUUAAUGCAAAUCUUACUUUAUCUGUGGAAGCCCAAUGUGACAGCAGGCUGCCUCCUCUGAGCCCCAUCCAACUUUCUUCACAAUCACCAUCACUUACAUUCAGAGCUCCAGAGAAUUCUCUCUUAGGUUCAAAAUCAGAUGAAUGUGCAGAUGCCCCCAUAGAUGAAGAAGCCCCUCCAACUGCCCCGAUAAAAUCUUCUGCACCAUCCAAAGCAGAACUUUGGACAAUGCAAAAGGAGGAUCACGGUUCAUCCUCUUUGUACCAGUGGAGAACUAAGACUCCUAGAAAACAGCCUAAUCCCAGUCGUAGUGUGGAUAUUCAAGACCCGGAUUUCCAGGGAGUGACAUUCAGGAUGGACACGGAGCUAGACGAAAGCAGGGAACAGUGUCGGCUUCUCAUAACUUCAAAAUACAGCAAGGAACUCUGCAAGAGUGUGAGAAAACCCAGGCUGAGGACACGGUCAUCACAGAAAUCUUUUAAAACUAGCAGCUCGGAUGAGGAGAACGGUCACACAACCAGUGUUUUAAAGGUUAAAGUUUGUGCAUCAUGCUGCACCAGGAAGACCCCCAUGUGGAGAGAUGCCGAGGACGGGACUCCACUGUGCAAUGCCUGUGGGAUAAGGUAUAAGAAGUACAGAGUGCGCUGUGUCAACUGCUGGCAUAUCCCUCGGAAAGAGGGCAACUCCAACUCUUGCUGCCUCAAGUGUGGAAACUUUGUGAGGCUGACCUCAGCUCAGCGGAAACACACCACCUAGGGAACUUGCACACAGCACAGGUUUUUAUGCCCACAUGUGACAGAGCUUUGCACAGAUGCACACAACAGUUUGAAACAAUACUCGCUGCUCUCGUAAAUCUUUACAGUUCACUACAGAUAUGACUACCUCUUACCUGACUCAAGGUAUUUAAAUUUGUUUUACUGUUAUAGCACUGUACCUCAGACAAUAGUACACAUUCACCUCUAUGACUGUGUGCAUCAAAAAAAGUAAUAGAAAACCAACAACUUGUAAAACAUUGAAAUUUGUAUGGAAAAAAUAACUGAAGAUAAUCUGUACUAAAGUAUUUUCUGUACUGAUCCUAUUUCUGCUCCUUAAUUUGUAUUUAGCAUGUGUGAUGGAGCUUAGAAGGUUUGCUUUUUGUUUUGUUUUUUUUCACCAAGAGGGAUAUACUGAGGAUGCACAGCCAGACUUGGUAGCAGAGCUGAGAAUCGUUUAUACAAAUAAAUGGGAUACUGAAAGACCACUGUCAGAAAGUGACGCAUUCAGUGGAAAGUUUAGUCGUGACAUUUUUUCAUCGAAAUAGCUUCAGUGUUGCUUACAUAUAAUGUUCAGUAGUACCCGACAGCUGUAAUAGAAAGUUAUUUCUGUACAGGCCUUGAGCUCAGUGCUGUUUUUCACUGUUAUUAACUGUAAAACACUCCUACUGCUCCUGAUCCUGACAGCGACAGUGUUUACUAAGUUCAUCAGAUACAUUUAGUUGAACAAGUUAAAUCAAGCUAUUUAUUUUGUCGUCUUUGUUGUUGUUGUUUCUAAUUGUGGUUGUAAUAAGUGGUCACUUUUUUUGAUAUUUAUUUGGGCCAUUGUUUCAGAGCGUUAUUUUAUUUGGCUUGUUAAAUCGGUGUGUAGAUUUCCUUAGUAUUGCUGUUUUCUGUGUGAUGGGGAAAAGGGGUUUUGUGUGUGUUUGCAUGGGUGUUUGUUUGUAGUAAAUUCAUGAACAAA
This is a messenger RNA of Oreochromis aureus, 2899 nucleotides long. It is a transcript of the gene zglp1, whose product is annotated as zinc finger GATA like protein 1. Gene Ontology annotation, molecular function: zinc ion binding; sequence-specific DNA binding. The record is from RefSeq and is a predicted model, not a curated record. The coding region runs from base 137 to 1939 and encodes 600 amino acids. Lineage: Eukaryota; Metazoa; Chordata; Actinopteri; Cichliformes; Cichlidae. Gene Ontology annotation, biological process: spermatogenesis; oocyte development; regulation of transcription by RNA polymerase II. The transcript has 5 exons. Gene Ontology annotation, cellular component: nucleus.